Messenger RNA from Vigna angularis (adzuki bean), 669 nucleotides. Its product is annotated as GDP-Man:Man(3)GlcNAc(2)-PP-Dol alpha-1,2-mannosyltransferase. Gene Ontology annotation, molecular function: GDP-Man:Man(3)GlcNAc(2)-PP-Dol alpha-1,2-mannosyltransferase activity. Gene Ontology annotation, cellular component: endoplasmic reticulum membrane. The record is from RefSeq and is a predicted model, not a curated record. Gene Ontology annotation, biological process: protein N-linked glycosylation. The transcript has 6 exons. The coding region runs from base 190 to 669 and encodes 159 amino acids. NCBI's taxonomy places the organism in Eukaryota, Viridiplantae, Streptophyta, Magnoliopsida, Fabales, Fabaceae.
CUUCCCUUGGAACGAUCAACAAAAAUUCCAGUAAUAAUAUCUGUUGCGCAAUUUCGACCGGAGAAGGCACACACUCUCCAACUUGAGGCUUUUUCAGCUGCCAUUAAGAGAUUAGAUCCUACCUUACCAAAACCUAAGUUCCAAAUUGUAGGUAGCUGUAGAAAUAAGUCAGAUGAUGACAGACUUCAAAUGUUAAAAAAGAAAGCAAUUGAGCUGAAUAUUAGUGAACAAGUGGAAUUUCACAAGAAUGUGACAUACAGAGAUUUGGUUGGACUUUUAGGGGGUGCUGUUGCUGGGAUUCAUUCGAUGACAGAUGAGCAUUUUGGCAUUAGUGUUGUAGAAUACAUGGCUGCCGGUGCUAUCCCAAUUGCUCAUAAUUCUGCUGGCCCAAAAAUGGACAUUGUGCUAGAUGAAGAUGGACAGCAAACAGGAUUUCUUGCCUGCACUGUUGAAGAAUAUGUAGACGCCAUUGUGAGGACAGUAACAAUAUUUAAGAGAGUGAACUAUGGAAGAGAGUCUCUUCCUGAUCUCAAUUAUCCUCCUCCCGAAGAAUCAGAAUCAUCAUCGUCUUCUUCUCCUCACAAAAUUACCAUAAGCUUCAGCUUAUGGAGACUGCUCAUUGAUUAUAUCGUGUCCAUUUUCAACAAGAAGGAUGACUCUGCACAAUGA